Messenger RNA from Desarmillaria tabescens, 1040 nucleotides. RefSeq names its product PEBP-like protein. The record is from RefSeq and is a predicted model, not a curated record. Gene Ontology annotation, molecular function: peptidase inhibitor activity; phospholipid binding. Gene Ontology annotation, biological process: regulation of Ras protein signal transduction; regulation of proteolysis. NCBI's taxonomy places the organism in Eukaryota, Fungi, Basidiomycota, Agaricomycetes, Agaricales, Physalacriaceae. The transcript has 5 exons. The coding region runs from base 200 to 829 and encodes 209 amino acids.
AUGCCCUUCGCUAUGUUCAAUACUUAGCUAUACUCGGGCUCCGAAAACGAGGACCGCAGCACCAGGACAUCUUAAAAAAGAUCAUUUCCCACACCGGCUUACUUAUAUUAGUGCAGAGUAAAUGUGAAGCGGAGAUCGCAAUGGCUUCACUUGCUUAUUAAAGCGGAGCGGCUCGUUCUCGAUUUCCUACCCUUUGAACAUGCUUUUCGCAAUUGCUUUAUUAUUCGGUCUCCUCACUCAAAUCGCAGUCUCGCAAGAUACUAGCUUAGGAAGGGUAAAAGAAGCGUUCGAUGCCGCCGACAUCCCACAAGACAUAGCCCUUCCAUUCAAUCCGUCAUUCCUUCUUGAAGUCUCCCUGCCUCAAGCAACAGGUCCUGCGAUCGUCCUCAGGGCAGGUGUACAGCUUCCCCGCAAUGCGACCGUCGGUCCUCCCUCGUUCGCCCUCGUCGGGCGUAAUGUCGGAAACGGGCCCUUCGUCAUCGCGACAGUCGACCCAGAUGCUCCUACUCCCCAGGAUCCCAACAUUGCUCAAGUUCGGCACUUCCUCGGGGGGAACUUCGUGUCGAAGCACUCCAUCGCAGGCCCCACUCCCCUGACGAAUACGACGGCCGCGGUUUCAAAUUGGCUUCAGCCGACGCCUCCCGCAGGUUCGGACGCUCAUAGGUAUAUUUUUCUGGUGUUCGAACAGCCGCAAGAUUUCAACGACCAGGUUCUCGUUGAUGCUAAUACACCUGUCACAUCCUUCAACAUCAGUGAAUUUGGUGAAGCAGUUGGACUUAGAAACCCCAUAGCAGGAACCUUCAUGUUAGUGGCUCCAGAUCCUGCGUAAGAAGUACGUUUCGAUGUAAAAAGCAAAUCAUAUUACGCACAAACAGAGUACGCGUUUUGGCGCCCAAUCCUCGUCCUCGUCACAGGUAUAAGAAUAAUCAAACAGUAGAUCUAGAGAAUAACGCGCUAUAGAAAUAUAGGGUAGGAAUGUGCGUGAUACAUAUCCAAAGAAGAAAGAAGAGAUCAAAAUGGCUUAGGGUUUGACUGAGAUC